Molecule: messenger RNA, 1527 nt
Organism: Thlaspi arvense
Lineage: Eukaryota; Viridiplantae; Streptophyta; Magnoliopsida; Brassicales; Brassicaceae
Source: the annotation of a GenBank genome assembly
AUCCCCUAAAUCUGUCUCUUCAUCUUCUGGCAACUGUUAGGGUUUUUCGUCUUCUUCCCUUUAAUCACUUUCCGUUUCACAAUCUUUAUUUUCCUCUGGGAUCGAAUCAUGAGGAACUCGGUAAAACGGGAAGCGGAAGCGACAGGAGAUCGCGGCGGGAGAAGAGAAGCCGAUGAGUCGGAGAGGCUGAAGAUUGUGAAGAAGGAGAGGCAGAGCAAGAGCAGGGCUGUCUUUGUACGGCCUCAUGAGCCGCCGAUUCAGGAGGACGAACAGGGAACUGCUGAUCGGAGGGCUUUAAGAUCUCAGUACCUCUCUCUCAUUCACAAGAUUAACGAUUCUAAAGAAGAUUUGACAGCGAUUGAUUCGGAUAAGUUCAACCGUAUCAUUAACGAGGUUGAGAAUUUGCAUCAGCAAGUGCACAAGCCUAGAGAGCAAAUUGCAGAUGCUGAUGCGCUUCUGGACAUAGCGACUACUUUGGCUUCGUCUGUGAAAUCCCAAUCCGCUAGUGGCGUUUCUCCGGCUGAGUUUGUUAAUGCUUUGAUCCGUGGGUUUGGAGAGACUUCUCUAGGGAUUGAUGAUGAUGAUGAGAACACGCAAGUGUCGAUGAAGUGGAAAGACAUUGGUUUUGCUGUCUGCUCUACUGUCAUUGUUUCGUGUGGCUGUUCAACAAUGACGGGUCCUAUGGAUACUGAACUGAAACAAAGGAAAAGGGCAGUGGGAUACAGAAAACGUACGAAGCCUGGUGCAGGUGUUAAGCCAGAGGAGGUUGAUGAUACAGAAGCUGAGAAGAAAACUGAUACGGACAAUAACAUGGCAAUAAUGUUUAACAUCCUGAGGAAAAACAAACGUGGCAAGAUUGAAAACUUGGUGCUCAACAGAAUAUCAUUUGCACAGACAGUAGAGAAUCUGUUUGCGCUAUCAUUCUUGGUGAAAGAUGGACGAGUCGAGAUCAUUGUCGAUGAAACUGGUUCUCAUUUUGCCGUGCCAAGGAAUGCGCCUGCAGCAAACCUGGUGAUGUCAGGGGAAGUCGUGUACAACCAUUUCGUAUUUAGAUAUGAUUUCAAAGAUUGGAAGCUGAUGAGCGAAAUGGUGGCAGUGGGAGAAGAGCUGAUGCCACACAGGGAAACCGAAGUUGCUUCAUCUUCUUGUGACUUGGCAUCAAAACAAGAUUCUCAGACAAGACCAAUAAGUAAGCAAGGUUCGGUGACACAAGAGGAAACAGUUAUAGAAGAUUCUCCUGACAAUGGAGACAGUGGAGCUGAUGGAAGACGCCGUAAAAGCAAGCUAAGGCGACUCAAUAGUGAAGAUUGCUUGUGACUUGGGAUCAAAACAAUUGCUUGUGAAUUUGCUAAUUUUGUCUUUUUUUCUGACUAAAGUCUAUUGGGGUACAUAGCAGCGGUUAAUAUGACCUAUGGUUUAUUAGGUAGACAGAAGAGAGUAUCUAAUGGAUUCCUCGUUAGUAUUGCUAUUUUGGUUGAUGGUAGGUUUUUUGGAAUUUAAGAGAUAUUGAAUUCAAUAUUAUUUCGC